CAUUUACUUUGCCUGUGUCACUGUCGCGUACUUACACGUUGUCAUUUUAUGAUUAUUUUUACGCAAAUCUUAUCGGAAUUUAUAUCUUCCCAAAUUUUAUUUUAUACUUUUAUAACUUGUCAAUCAUGUCGUCCCCUGAUGAGAGUUCUCAACUAAAAGCAGGCCAUCCCCCUGCAGUCAAAGCUGGUGGUAUGAGAAUUACCCAGCACAAGAUUCCACACACAAAAGAUGGCAAGGAAUUACCAAAUGAAGACUUAACCGGACUCUCAGGACCGUCUCCUGUUCCGACCAAUCCAAUUUCAAUUGCUGGCGCUCCGAACAGAGGUAACGCUGAUUUCACGCCUCAGGCAGCAAAGGUUGCUCAUAGCCCUAAGCCUCCAGCGAUUAUCAAUAUUAAGCCCAACCCAAAUAUCCAACAACCCAGGAAGUAGACUGAUAUAGACGGUUGUGAAAGGCAUAUCAACAACAUUAGCUUAUGUUGGGUGUUUCAUACAUGAUUAUUUAUUAAAAUGAACUGCAUUGUCAAUAUUAAGAAUAAAAUAUUUUUUGAAGAAUUCAGAUGACAUUAAAUGAUAAUUUAUUUAACAAUAAAAAAUAUUAAACAUUUUUAUUCAAACCAAUGUUCAUAAUUAAUUAAUUAAUGUAACUGUAAUAAAAAGUAGUGAGAUUCAAUGUUUAAAAAAGUACUGCCAUUUUAAAAUUAAUCAACAAGCUAAAUAAGCAUUUACACUUGUGUAAAUAAUACAUUUUAAAACACCUAGCCUAAAGUUUGUUUUAAGCCUAGUGAUUAGUUUGGUAUAUAAAGAAAAUUCUUUAUUUAAAAAAAAAAAAACAUGAAAUAUAUUUAUAACUAGAAAGUCAAUAAUUUUUUAUUGUAAAUUGUAAAAUAAAGGUUAUCUUAGUAUAACAAUCUAAUAAUGGGCCUGACCUUAAAAAAUGAAAAAUGAUAUUAAAUUUUACUGGCCUUUCUUGAUUUAUUUAUAUACCUUGUUCCUUUACAAUGUAUUAUUGUGUUUGUUACGAA
Messenger RNA from Vanessa atalanta (red admiral), 1024 nucleotides. It is a transcript of the gene Drp, whose product is annotated as death-associated protein 1. The coding region runs from base 126 to 431 and encodes 101 amino acids. Gene Ontology annotation, biological process: negative regulation of autophagy; cellular response to amino acid starvation; apoptotic signaling pathway. The transcript is spliced from 2 exons. Gene Ontology annotation, molecular function: death domain binding. The record is from RefSeq and is a predicted model, not a curated record. Lineage: Eukaryota; Metazoa; Arthropoda; Insecta; Lepidoptera; Nymphalidae.